Molecule: messenger RNA, 1650 nt
Organism: Panonychus citri (citrus red mite)
Lineage: Eukaryota; Metazoa; Arthropoda; Arachnida; Trombidiformes; Tetranychidae
Gene: Atg101
Product: autophagy-related protein 101-like
Exons: 6
Coding region: 811-1482 (223 amino acids)
Biological process (GO): autophagosome assembly; autophagy
Cellular component (GO): phagophore assembly site
Source: RefSeq, a predicted model, not a curated record
AAAUCGGUUUUCAAUCUCAUUCAAUUUGAUUUAAUGUUCACUUUGAUUAAUUAAUUGUAAUUAGAAUUUGUAUCUCCAAGUUUUAUCUGUUCUUUUCUUUUUCACAAUUUUCCAUUAUAGACUAUUAUUAUUCAUUAACCAUGGGAAGUUUAACAAGUAAGGAAUGGUUCCAGGAUAAGAAGGAAAUGUUUGCCACCCCAAAAAAUAAACGAGUCAUUAAAUUGGCCGCCGAUCCAAGAUCACCCGGAGUUGGUCGGACACCGUUACAAGUGUGUGUUAAAGAUGGAACCACGGCCAACGACAAUUGUGGAACACCUUUACGUGCUAAUUAAAGAGGACACCAUCUAUAUUUUCUUAAAUUCUCUGACCUUUAAAUCUCAUCCUAAAAGUCAAAUAUUCUUGAAAUAGUCAAUCCUUCAUGUUUUUUUUUAAAAAAAAAUCUUUUUCAGUUUCUCUUCAAUUUGACAAAACCAUUUGAUAACACAUUAAUUUUGGUAUUAAUCACUAACCUUUUCUCCUUUGACUCGUUUUAAAAUGUCAUUCCAAUGUUGAGAAAAUUUUUCAUUAAAUUGACAUUUUGAGAAACUCAAAUUUCCCAAUGAAACUUUUGGCUUUAAUUUUUUUUUCUCUUCUCACUGAGUCUGAGCAACAUGAAGAAAAGAACAGCUGAUCAGUUGUUUAUUCGUUUGUUUUUUAGAAAACAUUUUUUUCUACCAAAAAUUUGUGUCAAUUUUUCUCUGAUUUUCUAAAUUGAUUAUUAUUUCUUUUUUCUCCAAUUAACUAACUUUUAAUCCUCUUUAUGUUCUCACCAUGAAUGCGAGAUCGAAUACCUUUGAAAUAAAAUGCGCUGGUCAUCAGAUAAACGAUGUGGUCUCAGCUCUGUUUCAUUCGAUUCUUUUUUACCGAACUACUGGAAAGAUUACUUAUAAGAAUGACAGUAGUUACCUUGUUGGAUCUCUUGGUUAUGAAGAUGUUUCUUGCGAUUUUAUUGACUAUAGUUAUGUUCGAUGUGCAUCACCAGGUAUUAUUCACUCAUUAAAUAGUAAUAUCAGAGAAUUUGUGGAAAAACUCAGGGAGAGUAGAGAAAAAGUUGGAACCAUAACUCUUGAAUUUUAUCAUAGGAAAAAAUCUGCUGGUGUAUUGGGCCUUUUCUUUGAUUCACAAUUAGUUUGGGAAAUUUGGAAUCUUAAAAUUGUCUGUGCUGAUGAAAAGGAGGCAAGAAAAACCGAUUUCAAGCUUGAAGAGGUUCUUCUUGAUAAAUUAGUGACCAUCAUUCAGAUAGUAAAUAACAGCCGAUGUAUAACACCACAAAUGCCUGAUCGUGCUAAUGUUGAUACUCUAUUCGAUAUUACCUUUGACGAUGUACAACCCUAUUUACACCGAAUUUAUCACCGAAUCGGAGAUGGACCAAAUGCCACAACAAACCAAGGUACUGAUGAUUUGGGUCUCAAAAAGUUCAUCAAAGACGCGUUAACCUUAUAAUUAACUUCAUCUUCACCCAUUAAUCGUGAUUUCAUCAUGAAACAAUCAACAAAUUGUUCGUUAAUCUCUGAUUCCCUCUCUCUUCCUUCUUUGUAAUGACGAGACGUUUAUUUCAUCGCUGUAUGAGUAUCAAUCUCUAAUGAAAUAAUUUACACAAUCAAAAUGAAA